AUGGCGCAGAUGCUGUACCGCUGCAACUUCCUCGCGCUCGUCGGCGGCGGGGAUCACCCGCGGUACCCGAAGAACAAGGUGAUAAUAUGGGACGACAACCAGGGCCUGGCGGUGGGGGAGCUGUCGUUCCGCUCGGAGGUGCGCGGAGUGUGCCUGCGGCGCGAGCGCGUGGUGGUGGCGCUGGCGCAGCGCGUGUUCGUGUACGCGCUGCAGGACCUGCGCCUGCUGCUGCGCCUCCCCACGCUCACCAAUACGCGCGGGCUCGUCGCGAUCUCGCAGGCGCCCGCGCCGUUUGUUCUGGCGUGCCCGGGGGUGCUCCGCGGACAGGUCCGCAUAGAGCACUACCACGUGCACGACCCCCUCUCCCCCUCGCCCGCUUCCCCCUCCGCCUCCCCCUCCCCCUCCUCCCCCUUCUCCCCCCCGCCCUCCUCCUCCCCCGCCGCCUUCCCCCCGCCGCCCCUCACCAUCACCAUCACGGCGCAUGAGACGGCGCUUGCCGCCCUGGCGCUCACCCCGGACGGCACGCGCGUGGCGACUGCGAGUGUGCGCGGCACGCUUGUGCGCGUGUUCAGCACGGCCGAUGGCUCCAUGCUGCAGGAGGUGAGCACUGCCGAUGGGUCCAUGCUGCAGGAGGUGAGGGUGGUUCUGUGGGGUGGGGGGGGAGAUGGGGGGGUGAUGUUGGGUGAAGGAAGCGAGAGAAGCGGCACACUUGUGCGCGUGUUCAGCACUGCUGAUGAGUCCAUGCUGCAGGAGCUGCGGAGGGGGGCAAACAGGGCGGAGAUAUACAGCCUGGCAUUCUCCCCCAACGCGCACUUCCUUGCUCUCUCCAGUGACAAGGGCACCGCGCAUGUCUUUGCUCUCUCCCCUCCUGCCUCUGGUUCCAGUAGCCCCCCUCCAGCCGCCACUUCUCACAUUGCUGCUCGUCCUGCUACUGUUUCUGCUGCUGCUGCUGCUGCUGCUGCUGCUCAUGCUGCUGCUAUUGUGGCUCCUGCUCCUUCCGCUGCUAACCAAGUCUCUAAUCAAGACAGCGGCGGCAGCGGCAGCGGCGGUGGUGGUGGCGGUGGCGGUGGCGGUGGCGAUAGCGGCGCUGGGGUUGAUGGCGCAGGGGAAAGCAGGAGUGUGGGUGGUGGUAACGAUUCUGCUGCCAGGGCCUCUGUGCCUUCAUCUCGCCCUGCUCCCGCGCCCUCCUCUCGCACUAUUACCAAUCUCCCCUUGUCACCGCAAUCAGCUGGAACCGCACCCAGCCCCUCUCAACCGAACCCGCUCUCUCUACCCCAGUCUGCUUCCGCCCCUCUCCCCACCCCUCUCCCUCCGUCCUCCUCUGCUCCGUCUGCAUCUGAUGGUUCCCCAAGCUCUUCCUCCUCCUUCUCCUUCCCUUCUGUUUCUUUGGAUAGCCCUCCUGCUGCUGCUGCAGCUGCACCAUUUGAAGCAGCGGCAGUAGAAGCAGGAGCACUCGCAGGAGGGGCGGGAGAAGCAGGAGGAGGAGGAGAAGGAGGAGCAGCCGUGCAAGAAGGGCCGAGGAGUGAUGCUGGCGGGGGAGAGGAAACAGCAGGAGGAGGGGCAACGGGAGGGGCUGGGGCAAGUAGUAGUGAUGUGGUGGGGGGCGGAAACAGUGGUGGGUUGGAUGGGACUAGCGGUGCUGGCUUGGGGGUGGGAAGCAUUGGUGUGAUGGGGGGCAGUAGCAGUGAGAGCAGUAUGAGCAGUAGCGGUGUGGAGGCAGAGGGGGAGGUAUCUGUAGCACUGAGACCCAAUCCAGGCUCGUCACUGUCAUUUCUAAAAGGAGUGCUCCCGCGCUACUUCAGCUCAGAGUGGUCUCUAGCCCAGUUCCGCCAUCUACCAGACUGCCGCUCUCUCGUGGCCUUCGGCGGCCAGAGGAACACGCUGCUCGUCGCGUGCAUGGAUGGCAGCUUCCACCGCCUGGAGUUUGACCCAGUGGGAGGGGGGGAGAUGAAGCGAGAAGAACACGCUGUUUUCUUCCACUCCUCCUCCUCCCCCUCUCCCUCCUCCUCCCCCUCUCCCUCCUCCUCCUCCUUUUCCUCCUCUGUUACCUCCACCUCCGCCUCCCUCUCCUCCUCUCCCCCAUCCUCUUCCUCCUCCUUCUUGCUCCACAACACCACGGAUCAUCCCACAUCAGUCCUUACCAGCCCUGCAAGCUUUCCAGCAGCAGGGGGGACGGCAGCAGGAGCAGGGGCGAGGGGGCUAGGGGAGCUUCUGGAAGGCCGGGAGAUGCGUGCAGUGGCAGAGGGUGGGGGUGACAGUAAGGGGGCCUAG
Closterium sp. Naga37s-1 is the source of this 2271-nucleotide messenger RNA. Lineage: Eukaryota; Viridiplantae; Streptophyta; Zygnematophyceae; Desmidiales; Closteriaceae. The record is from the annotation of a GenBank genome assembly.